This is a messenger RNA of Emericellopsis cladophorae, 1347 nucleotides long. Its product is annotated as NADH dehydrogenase [ubiquinone] complex I. Bases 1 to 1347 code for a protein of 448 amino acids. The transcript has 3 exons. Lineage: Eukaryota; Fungi; Ascomycota; Sordariomycetes; Hypocreales; Bionectriaceae. The record is from RefSeq and is a predicted model, not a curated record. Gene Ontology annotation, cellular component: mitochondrion. Gene Ontology annotation, molecular function: protein-arginine omega-N symmetric methyltransferase activity.
AUGAGGACAAACGAAAGUCGCUGGCAGCAGAGGUCCAACUUUCUGCCCGAGGACCGGUCCGGAGAGUUCGCAAAGUACCCGCAGUUGACGUCCGAGGAUCUCAAGCUGCGAAGCCAAAGACCGCGCAAGGCCAAGAUGCUAAUGCGAGACUUUAUAGAAGACAGCUUAUACAACCCCAACUAUGGCUAUUUCUCGAAGCAAGCAGUCAUCUUCAGCCCGGGGGACCCCUUCAACUUCCCAGCGAUACGCGACGAGAUCGAGUUCUCCGCCGAGCUGGGCCGCCGGUACACAGAGUUCGAAGAUUCGCUCGACGAAAGUGAAGGCAUCAACGCUACGCGACAGCUAUGGCACACCCCGACAGAGCUGUUUCGACCCUACUACGGCGAGGCUAUUGCGCGGUACCUCGUUUCGAACUAUCGCUUACACACGUAUCCCUACGACGACCUGCUCGUCUUCGAAAUGGGCGCGGGAAGAGGCACGCUGAUGCUCAAUGUCCUAGACCACAUUCGUGCUGUCGAUCCUCAGGUGUAUGCCCGGACAAAGUACAACAUUAUCGAGAUUUCGCCUUCACUGGCCAAGAUGCAGAAUCACCACCUGCUCGAGACGGCCGAAUCGCGCGGCCACGCGGAGAAAGUCGAGAUUAUCAACAAAUCCAUAUUCGACUGGGAUCAAUAUGUGCCUUCGCCAUGUUUCUUCCUGGCCAUGGAGGUCUUUGACAACUUUUCGCACGACGCGAUCCGCUACGACAUGGGCACGGACGAGCCCCUGCAAGGGCACGCCUUGGUCGACCAGGACAAUGACUUUUACGAGUUCUACCUCCGCCAGCUUGACCCGGUCGCGGCGCGAUUCUUCCGCAUCCGCCACGCCGCGACGGCAGGGAAGUAUCCUCGGCCGUACAGCACGAACCCCAUGGUCCGGUACAUGGCGGGCAAAAUGCCAUUCGCGGGCAACCUCUCGCAGCCAGAGUACAUUCCCACGCGCCUCAUGCAGUUCUUUGAUGUGCUGGAAAAGUACUUUCCCGGUCACCGUCUGCUCAGCUCCGACUUUGACAGCUUGCCUCAGGCUAUUAAGGGGCUGAAUGCGCCGGUUGUCCAGACCAGAUUCCAGCGGACCAUGGUUCCAGUGUCCACGCCUCUGGUCCAUCAAGGCUACUUUGACAUCCUCUUCCCCACAGACUUUAACAUCACGGAAGCCAUCUAUCGAGCCAUCACUGGCAAGCUGACUCGUGUCAUGUCUCAUGGCGACUUUAUGCAGCGUUGGGCAUACUUGGAAGAUACCCAGACUCGAAGCGGCGAGAAUCCACUGCUGUCACAUUACCGCAACGCGAGCGUCCUGGUGACUGUGUGA